AUGUCUGACAGUAAAAGUCUGAGGAUAUCUCCAGUCCCCUCCCUUGGGAAAGGUGACGUACAAGUUUAUACAUCUGCAGGUCGUAUCAGAUCUAUUCGUUCGAGAACUGGAGCAGGUGAGGUAAAUUACAUCAAUGCAGCUACCUCUAAUGAUGAUAAUCAGUUGUUGGCAGAAAUUGGGUAUAAGCCUGAACUGGAAAGAAAAUUUUCCACUUUACAGGUCUUCGGUAUUGCAUUCUCAAUCAUGGGUCUAUUGCCCUCGAUUGCCAGUGAACUAGAUGACGGUCUUGCUGGUGGUCCAGUUUCUACAGUUUGGGGGUGGUUUAUUGCCGGUAUCUUCAUCUUUUUAGUUGGUGUAACCAUGGCCGAGAAUUCAAGCGCAAUUCCAACGGCCGGUGGUCUUUAUUUCUGGACUUAUCAUUAUGCGCCUGAAGGUUAUAAAGCAGCGAUAUCGUUUGUAAUUGGUAUUGGAAAUUCGUUAGCUUUGGCUGCAGGAGUUUGUUCCAUCGAUUACGGAUUUGCAGAAGAGGUGCUGGCCGCCGUUGUUGUUUCCAAAGAUGGGAACUGGGAUAUAACCCAAGGUAAAUUGUAUGGUGUGUAUGCGGGAUGUGUGAUCCUCACCAUCAUGGUAACGUGUGUUGCAUCGGGAUGGUUAGCAAAGAUGCAAUCCAUUAGUAUCUACUCGAAUUUGUUUAUCAUCGUGUUAUUUUUGAUUGCCCUACCCAUUGGUACGAAGGUUAAUCGUGGUGGAUUUAACGAUGGGAGCUUCAUCUUUGGCAAAUUUGAGAACUUGAGCGAUUGGUCUAACGGCUGGCAAUUUUUCUUGGCUGGGUUUACACCUAUUGUUUGGACUAUUAGUUCUUUUGAUUCCUGUGUACAUCAGGCAGAAGAAGCAAAGGAUGCCUCCAAAGCUGUCCCCAUUGGUAUUAUGGGGUCGAUCUUUGUAUGUUGGAUCUUAGGAUGGGUUAUUAACAUUGUUUUGAUGGCAUGUAUUGAUAAGGACAUGAACCGUGUUAUGAAUAGCCCUUACCAAUUGGGUAUGGCACAGAUUAUAUUUGAUUCGCUGGGUAAAAACUGGACAAUUGCAUUUUUAGCUCUAAUGGCCUUCUGUCAAUUUUUGAUGGGAGCAUCCUCCAUGACUGCAGCUUCAAGACAAAUAUGGGCUUUCGCAAGGGAUGACGGUAUGCCAUUAUCCAACAUUUUGAAGAAGGUUGAUUCUAAAUUCCAUGUUCCCUUUUAUGCUUCUAUCUGUAGUGGGCUAAUGUCCUUAGUUUUAGGUCUAUUGAUUCUAAUCGAUGAUGCUGCCGCUGAAGCACUUUUCAGUCUUGCCAUCGCAGGUAACUAUUUGGCGUGGGUAACUCCCAACUUCUUAAGACUUACCUGGGGCAGAGAUGUCUUCAGACCUGGUCCGUUUUAUUUGGGUAAAUUUUGGUCACCGGUGGUCAAUUGGACCACAGUGGUUUUUAUGGCAUUCAUCAUCAUUAUGGUUAUGUUCCCAACUCAAAAGAAUGGCAUUAACAAGGAAAAUAUGAACUACGCUUGUGUCAUUGGACCUGGUACCUGGCUCCUCUCACUGAUAUAUUACUGGGUCUACAAGAAAAAGGAAUACCAUGGUCCUAAAUCCAACUUGGACGAUGAAGAGUAUGCUGACGCUGUUGGACCUGAAGUUUUGGACGCUAUUCUGUCUACCGAUUACAGUACAGGUUACAAGGCUGUGUGA
Messenger RNA from Zygosaccharomyces rouxii, 1719 nucleotides. RefSeq lists its product as uncharacterized. The transcript has a single exon. Lineage: Eukaryota; Fungi; Ascomycota; Saccharomycetes; Saccharomycetales; Saccharomycetaceae. Gene Ontology annotation, cellular component: membrane. The coding region runs from base 1 to 1719 and encodes 572 amino acids. Gene Ontology annotation, molecular function: transmembrane transporter activity. Gene Ontology annotation, biological process: amino acid transport; transmembrane transport. The record is from RefSeq and is a predicted model, not a curated record.